This is a messenger RNA of Solea solea (common sole), 4854 nucleotides long. RefSeq names its product cortexin-3. Lineage: Eukaryota; Metazoa; Chordata; Actinopteri; Pleuronectiformes; Soleidae. Bases 1331 to 1582 code for a protein of 83 amino acids. The transcript has 2 exons. The record is from RefSeq and is a predicted model, not a curated record.
GGUGGUUCAGUGGUAGAGCGAGUUGUCAUCCAAUUGGAAGGUUGGGAAUUUGAUUCAACUCCGUCUACACAUCAAUUACAAUAACUCCAUGUUGUGUGUGAAUGGGUAUGGGUGAGAUGUGUGGUGGAAAACUGCUCUGCACAUAGAUGUACUACUGUAUGAAUGUGUGAGUGAAUGGACCAGUAAAAUAGCACAAUAACCUAUGAAAAACAAAAACUCUGAUUUUUUUUUCCUUUGUUUUCAUUUAAAGAAGUCUCUUUUUACAAAACAUGACAUUUUUAAGUGCAAUUUCAACAAUAUUAUGCCUAAAUUCACCAUUUACACAUCACACUGUAUCUAUAAAGGCACAACCAUCUAGUCACAGAUAUCUGGAAGUGAAAAAUAUAGUAUUUCACAUUAUGAUUAGAUAACUAAUUCAUCCUGCGGGGCCUGACUGGACCCUCUGGUGGGCUGGUUCUGCCCCGCAGGCCAUACGUUUGACACCCCUGCUCUAAAUUGUGCACUGCCACAGGGUAUAUUGCCAGUCCAGAGUAUUGAUAAAUGGGAGCAUAAGAAACAAAACGGAGACAAAUCAAAUAUGUGGAUCACCGAGAAAAUCAGUGAAGGUUGGUUGCUGGUUUGCAUCCCAGUGGCAUGUUGCAUGUUCUCCCUGCGUGUGCAUGUCUCCGUUUUCCUCCCACAUGUCCAAAAACACGCAGAGGUUGAAUGGACACUGUGUGUUGUCCCUGUGAUGGACCGGUGACCUGUCCAGAGUGUACCCGUACCCUGCCUUUUGCCCUUUGUCAGCUGGGAUUGGCACCACCAGCCCUGGAUGGAUGGAUGGGUGGAUGAAAAGGCAGGUACCAUGACCUGUAGAGGAGAAGUGAAUCGUUUUAUCAGAUGGUCGGGUUUAAAGGGGAUAAUUGGCUGCAGAAACACCUGAAUCAGUCCACCUCUGCUGAGUGAUGACAUCUUUUUGUGUCUUGUUUGUGAUCACUGGCCGAAGUUGCAGAUUUCACAUGAGGGGCCACACCUUCUCCUCCUCAUCUGCUUGGAGGAGCACAUACAGUAUAGAUGUAGCCCCUACCUGGAGGAUUGCUAUGGCAACAGGUUGCCAGUGGCGACGGGGUAGCACUACGUCCCUGCCUUCAUGUCUGCGGGGAUGAGCGGCGCGUCAGGACGACGAGGAGGAGGAGGAGGAGGAGAGAAGAGAGAGGGGGGGAAAACACCCAGAGAGAGGGAAGAGAGGAGCAGAAGCAGCAGCGGAGAAGAGUGAGGUCCUCGUCUCUGAGCCCAUCUUCACCUUAAACUUUCAGCAACCGACAAAGAGCUGGAGCCGAGACGAUCAAGCAUGGAUGUGCCCAGGAUGGCUGAGGGCCUCUUCAGCAGCACGCUGUCCUCGUCAGGGGGCGGCCAUCACGUGCCUUCCUACCUGACGCUGGAGCAGAAGGCCGCCUUCGUCUUCGUGCUGCUGCUCUUCAUCUUCCUGGCCCUGCUCAUCGUGCGCUGUUUCCGCAUCCUGCUGGACCCCUACCGCAGCAUGCCCUCAUCCAACUGGACUGACCACACCGAGAAGGACACGUUUGAUUACCGCAUCGUCUGAGGGUAAUCGAACGUGAAGAAGAUCACAUAAAACAAGACUGUUUGAUGCUGGAAGAACACUCUGGCCCUCAGAAGAAAUGACUGCUGAUUCACCCGGAGGACGUCUUUCAGAAAAUCCUCUGAAUGUUCAGACUGGAAAAAUGGAUGUCGACGGCGAAUUGUCGUCGAUGUCAGUGCCAGCCAGAGUUCAACAGCUUCUCCCUGCCAAAUCAUCCGAUUUCAACAAGACAACCACCAACUAUGCUAUGAAGAUUAUUGAUCAUACUACCAUCGAUCUCGGUCCGAGUGAUGCACCAGAGCCUUGUGAGGUUCACCCAUGACCCCCCCUCCCCUAACAUCAGUUCUGUUGUGGACUACCUCGUUCCUCCCGCAUCUCAUGUGUGAAAACUCACAUCUCACACAGGGUUGAGUGUCUUUUAAUGAUCUGAAACAGUGUUUACAUCCUUCCACGUUUACGUGCUUAGAUUUUUAUUGAUAAUGUAGACAAUCAGUGUUCAAUAGAGUAACAGAUAGAAAACAGUCCUUUGCUUUCAGCAUAUGUUGUCUUAAGUUGUGGACAAACACGAGAGGUCCAAAAGACUUUAUAUGACUGAUGAGAUUCAGCCGAAGAGGAAUUUCAUGCCUUAUGUCUUUGUAUGAUAUUCUUUUGUGGUUGUUACCGCAGAGAUUUGUAGGUAAAACCAUGAAGAAGAGUAGGGUCAAGGUCGUAAAAAAGCAGGUUAAACAAGAAUGGCACUAAGCAGCGCUCAUACCUCCACCAAGGCCCAAACAAUCUCCUUAGGCCUGAUUUAUACUCUGUUGCUCAACAGAACUUCACUAUAUGCGUCUGCAAAACGUUCCGUUGAUCUUCAUGGUGCUUACACUCCCUUGUAACUGGCCCCUUAAUGGUUGACUCACACAGGUGUCAACUGAAAUGCUCCUCAUUCACUUUGAAUGAAGGGGCCUUUAGGCAGUGCCCAACUGCAUUUUGGGUCCACUGCUUCGCUUUGCUCGCAUUGCAUGUGGCUGUUGUGUGCAACUUUCUGAACAUCUUGUGCAAAUCUUCCAGAAAUGGGCACGAGCCAAUCAAAUUUCACUUUUUGCACUCAGCCCAAACACUACACAGCCCAAUCGUAGCUCUCGGACAAGGUUGUUCUCCACUGUUGCUGAAUUUUUGAAGUGAACCCAACAUGGCAGACAUCAUAUCAUAGCAAAAUUAGCAACACUUGCUACAUAGCAGUCAUGACAGACACUGGUCUGCUACCUCCAGCACCAUCAUGGAUGCCUAUCUCCAAGCGUUAGGUUACAUGGUAGUCCACCGGGAUCAGACUACAUGAAUUCAAGCCAAUUGUCAAGCGAUUUGGUCGUGACUGACACAUUUCCAGUCAAGUCGAGUCAAGUCAAUUUUAUUUAUAUAGCCUGACAUCACAAACACAAUUUGCCUCAAAGGGCUUUACAGUCUGUACAGCAAGUGACAGCCUCUAUCCUUAGACCCUCACAUCGAGUAAGGAAAAACUCCAGGAAGAAACCUCAGGAAGAGCCACAGAGGCAUCCCUCUCCCAGGACAGAUCCGAUUAUGAACAUCGGGAAGGAUGAACGUGUCGUGUAACAUAACUGGAGAACAGAGAUUUGGCAUCUGGGAUGCUCCGCAACACCCCCACAAGAAGUCUACCAUGUUAGAAUCUCCUAUGACGUACUCCUGGACAAUGACCAAUCAGGUAUAACAGAGUGCUCUGACGCGGUGUAUGAUAAGAUAAACAUGGCAAGGAGGAAGAGGAGUGCUGCUGCCGAAGAACGCUUCGUUGAGCUUUGGCAGCAGUACCUCCGCCUCUUUGACGUCUCCUCAAGGGGCUACCACGACACGUCCGCGAGCAUCCCCCACAACUCUUUGGUAGACAUGAUUGACCUAUGAACUUGCACAGUGUCGUGAACAAUGAUUGGGGUCGGGGUCACACUUGUCGUGAUGCCAUUCCCCGAACAAGACAAGGAAAGAAUCCGUGCCACUGUGAUUGAUAAUCUGACAUAGUGAAGAGAAUGAAGAGUGUCCAUGACGCAAGAACUUCUGGGAGGAAAGUUUUGAGCAACACUUUCUUCUGUCAAUUUCUGUUGGGCAACAGAGUAAAAAUCACGCUUUAGAUUCAGUCAAAUAAAACUCCUUACCCUGAUCUUCUCCAAAAUGUAUGGGUUCUUCAAUGGCCCUUAUUUCCAUCCCUCAACAAAGUGUUGUCAAUAAACGAUCAAUAAAACAAACCAACAGAUGGAUGCGGGUCAAACACAUAACCUCCUGGUCAAAGCAAAUAUUCAUAAAGAAGCCUACUAUGGUGGAAGUUUUCCCUUUAAUGUUUUCAGAGUGGCCAGGCAGAUACAGUAGAUGCCAGCAGUGAGUAACGUGUUGUAAAAACAAAAAAGAACAAAAAAACGUGUCCUUUCAAUCAUAUGCCGGGGCGUUCAGUGUCAGCGUCUUUAGAUGUCAGCAACCAAAAGGUGUCAAAGAAAAAAAAAGGUUUACUGUGUUGUACCCUGUGCCUAAUUUGAAGAAAAACAAAUGUUUAGAUUGAUGUUUUAGGAAAAAGAAAGACAACGGAUUCACAUUUAGUUUUUUUGUCUUUAAAUGUAGUUUUAUUUACAAACUUAUUUUUUAAUUUCCGUGUGUAUUAAACUUAAACAGCAUUUUACUGCCUGCAGUUGGUAUAUUGACAGUUGGUAUGCCAGAUCUGCAGAGAGUUGGUGGUGAAGACGGCGACGCGUCUUCACAUCAAACCCUUUACUGAUGUUGCGGCUCUUUCGUUGGGCAACUUUUCAACUGUGCGCCUUAUAGUGUAGAUUGUUUACAGUAUCAUAGGUGGCGGAGACACUGGAAAUCAACGAUUUCGCUGAUGCGACGGUGUCUUUGCACUUCAUGGCGAUGUCAUACAACUUGCUUAUAAGAAAAAGAAGAAGAAGAAGAAGAAAAAGAUUAUUCCCUAAUCCAUUUUCUGCCUGGACAGGAAGUGAGCUAUGACCUUUCCGACGACAUGUGAUGUUCUUGUGGUCUGCUGUGGCCUUCUCCUUACUAUCGCAAAUGUUGCGAUGUUGUGCUGCGGUGGUGUUUUAUUCUUGUUAUGUUUUUGGGUUUUUUUUCUUGGAUUUUGCAUGUGUUUCCUGCAGAGUAUCCUCUCCGUGCAUGAUAAAUGGUGAAGUGCUUUAAUCCUGAUGUCGUGGGUCGGUUGCCCAAGCAGCUCCUUCCUGUCUUUCCUUUUAAUCUGUUUUUUGCCUGAAGCCGUCCUUCUUUUUUCAAAUAAAAAAAGAAAAUGA